Molecule: messenger RNA, 4318 nt
Organism: Medicago truncatula (barrel medic)
Lineage: Eukaryota; Viridiplantae; Streptophyta; Magnoliopsida; Fabales; Fabaceae
Product: putative disease resistance protein At3g14460
Exons: 2
Coding region: 239-3901 (1220 amino acids)
Molecular function (GO): ADP binding
Source: RefSeq, a predicted model, not a curated record
AUAUUUAUUAUUUUGUCAGAUGUAGAUACAAUUAUUAUUACUACUAUUCAUUCAUCCAACUAUAUGCAUUGCCAACCACCCAAAAAUAGUACUGUUAUCAUUAUCAAUUCAUUCAUAUCCAAGUCUUCUUGAGUCUUUGCUCCUUACUAGCUAUCACUUCUAUCCUUCAAUCUUCAUAUCUCUUCAAAAUUUCAUUUACAACUUUUUAUCCUUUGCUUCUUUACUUUACCAUUCAGAGAUGGCUGCAGCUUUGAUUGGAGGUGCAUUUCUGUCUGCUUCAGUUCAAACCCUAAUGGACAAACUAACUUCAACUGAGUUUCGUGAUUAUAUCACAAAAACCAAGUUGAAUGAAUCAUUGAUGGAAGAAAUGGAAACAACACUACUUGCUCUUGAGGUUGUGCUUGAUGAUGCAGAAGAGAAGCAGAUCCUUCAACCCAAAAUCAAACAAUGGCUUGAUCGGUUGAAAGAUGCAAUCUUUGAUGCUGAGGAUUUGCUUAAUGAAAUCAGCUAUGAUGCCUUGCGAUGCAAGGUAGAGAAGAAACAAGAUGGAAACAUUACAGAUCAGUUUUGGAACUUGCUUUCAACUAAAAACUCAAAUGGAGAGAGCAAUUCUGAAAUGGAGAAGAUUUGUAAAAGGCUGCAAACUUUUGUCCAGCAGAGUAACAUCUUGGGCUUGCAAAGAACUGUAAGAGGUAGAGUUUCUCGUAGAACACCAUCAAGUUCAGUGGUGAAUGAAUCUGUUAUGGUGGGAAGGAAUGAAGAUAAAGAUAGACUCCUUGAUGUGUUGGUAUCAGACUGUGGUACCAGCAGAUAUAAUAAUUUAGGUGUUGUUGCAAUUUUGGUUAUGGGAGGCGUCGGUAAAACGACCCUUGCACAACUUGUUUACAACGAUGAAAAAGUUGAACAGCAUUUUGAUCUCAAAGCAUGGGUUUGUGUAUCGGAGGAUUUCGAUGUCGUGAGGAUAACCAAGUCCCUCCUUGAAUCUGUUGUUAGAAACACAACGUCUGUCAAUUCAAAAGUCUGGGAAAGCAAUAAUCUUGAUAUCCUUCAAGUUGAAUUAAUGAAGCAUUUGAAGGAUAGAAGAAUUUUGUUUGUGUUGGACGACAUAUGGAACGACAAUUAUCUUGAUUGGGAUCGGUUAAUAACUCCCUUGAUUAAUGGAGAAACUGUAAGCAAGGUGAUCAUAACAACACGCGAAGAGAAAGUUGCAGAGGUCGCAUGCGCAUUUCCUAUUCAUAAAUUAGAACCUCUAUCUGAUGAAGAUUGUUGGUCUUUACUCUCGAAGCAUGCAUUUGGCGGUGAAGAAUUUCUUCGGGGUAAAUACCCAAACCUAGAAGAGAUUGGCAGGAAGAUUGCUAGAAAGUGUGGUGGAUUGCCAAUUGCUGCAAAAGCACUUGGAGGACUAAUGCAUUCAAAGGUAGUUGAAAAGGAGUGGACUACAAUUCUGCAUAGCGACAUAUGGAACUUAAAAAAUGAUACAAUCCUGCCAGCUUUGCAUUUGAGUUAUCAAUAUCUUCCCUCUCAUUUAAAAAGAUGUUUCGCCUAUUGCUCAAUUUUUCCAAAGGAUUACCCACUUGAUAGGAAGAAAUUGGUUUUGUUGUGGAUGGCAGAAGGCUUCCUGGAUUAUUGUCAUGGCCAAAAAGUGGUGGAGGAAUUCGGCGAUGAUUGUUUUGCUGAAUUGUUAUCUAGAUCGUUAAUUCAACAAUCAAAUGAUGAUGCUCAUGGAGAAAAGUUUGUCAUGCAUGACCUUGUCAAUGAUUUAGCUACAUUCAUAUCAGGAAAAAGUUGUUGCAGACUUGAAUGUGGUAACAUCUCUAAAAAUAUUCGUCAUUUGUCAUAUAAUCAAGAAGUGCGUGACAUUUUCAUGAAGUUUAAGAAUUUCUACAAUUUCAAAUGCUUGCGAAGCUUCCUACCCAUUGAUUUCUCGGAUUUUAAUAUUCACUUAUCCACCAAGGUGGUUGUUGAUUUGCUACCAACACUCAAAAGGUUGCAUGUGUUAUCGCUAUCAAAGUAUACAAACAUCUUCGAGCUACCAGAUUCAAUUGGCAAUUUGGUGCAAUUGCGAUAUCUAGAUCUCUCCUCCACUAAUAUCGGUAGCUUGCCUGAUACAAUAUGCAACCUUUACAAUUUGCAAACCUUGCUUUUAUCAAGAUGUCAGUGUCUCACUGAAUUGCCAGUACAUAUGGGAAAUUUAAUCAACUUACGUCACCUUGAUAUAAGUUCUACGGAUAUAAAGGAGUUGCCAAUGGAAAUUUGUGGGCUAGAAAGUCUCCAAACUUUGACAGAUUUUAUAGUGGGGAAGCCACAAGUAGGACCAAGUAUCAAAGAACUUAGGAAAUUCCCCCACCUACAAGGAAGCUUAACCAUCAAGAACCUGCAUAAUGUCAUUGAUGCCACAGAGGCAGAAGAUGCCAACCUUAAAAGCAAAGAGCAAAUUGAGAUAUUAAAUCUGAAAUGGGGAAAAUUAAGUGAAGACUCGCUAAAAGUGAAAGUUGUGCUUGAUAUGUUGCAUCCACCAAUAAACUCGAAGGGACUGAGCAUUGACUUGUAUGGUGGGACAAGUUUUCCGAAUUGGUUGGGUGAUUCUUCAUUUUCUAAAAUGGUGUCCCUUUACAUCAAUGAUUGUGAAUAUUGCAUGACACUUCCACCGCUAGGGCAACUACCAUCUCUCAAGAAACUGAGUAUAAGGAAUAUGUUGAUGUUGGAGACAAUUGGCCAAGAGUUCUAUUGUGUCAAGGAAGGAAAAGCUUCUAAUUCUUCCUUCCAACCAUUUUCAUCCCUUGAAUGUAUAACAUUUGUCAACAUGCAAAAUUGGAAGGAAUGGCUUCCUUUUGAAGGCAAAUUUUUUUCUUUUCCUCGUCUUAGAACUCUUGAGUUACAUAGUUGUCAUGAGCUAAGGGGACAUUUGCCUAGCCACCUUCCUUGCAUAGAAAAAAUUAAUAUAACAGGUUGUGCCCAUCUUUUGGAAACACCAUCUGCUUUGCAUUGGUUGUCGUCAAUAAAAAAAAUUGAUAUCAAUGAUGGAAUGACCGAACUGUCUUUACUUGGGAGUGACUCUCCGUGUAUGAGGCAGCAUAUAGCGAUUGAAAAGUGUGUCACGUUGUCAUCUGUGCCAAAAUUGAUUCAGUGCAGCAAUUUUCUUCAAGACUUGAGACUCUAUAAGAUUCCGUCUCUCACUGCAUUUCCUACGGAGGGUCUACCUACUUCAUUGCAAUCACUUUGUGUUCAUAGUUGUGAGAAUUUAUCAUUCCUUCCUCCUGAAACGUGGAGCAAUUACAAGUCUCUUGUGUCGCUUGAGUUAUUUAGUAGCUGUGAUGCACUUACAUCCUUUCCACUUGAUGGUUUCCCUGCGCUCCAAAGACUAAAACUAUAUGAUUGUAGGUGUCUGGAUUCCAUUUUUAUUUUAGAAAGUCCUUCAUGUUGGUCGUCAAGCCUCCGAUCUCUUGAAAUCAAAUCCCAUGACUCAAUUGGAUCACUUCAAGUCAAACUUCGGAUGGACAUGCUCACUGCUCUUGAAGUUUUGUCUCUGAAUUGUCCAGAGUUGUCAUUUUGUGAAGAUGUUUCUCUACCUCCCAAAUUAGAAUCAAUUGAGAUUUUGUCGGAAAGAUCAACGCCGCCUGUUACGGAAUGGGGUCUCAAAGAUCUGACCGCUCUUUCACGGUUGACUAUUGGAGUGGGUGAUGAUAUACUUAACACCUUGAUGAAGCAGUCGUUGCUACCCAUCUCCCUUGUGUCUCUGACUAUCGAUUGUCGCUACAAAAUGAAGCCCUAUGAUGGAAGUGGGCUUCGAUACCUCUCCUCUCUCAAAGAUCUUUCAUUUUGGUGUAGUGAACACUUUGAGUCAUUACCAGAAAACUUCCUCCCAUCCUCGCUGAUAUCACUUAAAUUUUUUUUUUUGUAACAAGCUCGAGUCAUUGCCUGAAAACUGCCUCCCUUCCUCGUUGGAAAAUCUUGUACUUGGUUAUUGUGAAAAGCUUGGGUCAUUACCAGUAGAAAACCUCCCUGACUCUCUUAAGAUACUUUACAUAAGGGAAUGCCCUGUAUUAGAAAGCUAUAUAUGGAAGCAUCGGUCCAAAAUUGCUCACAUCCCUGUCAAAGAAAUAAAUGGUGACGUUUUUCUUUAAGCAUUCUUGAUUCAGGAGAUCAAGGCCUAAAUGGAUCAAAAUCAGCUCAUUUGAUGAAUUGAAGACAAAAGUGGAGCAUGUUAUUUUUAUCAUGAUUCUUCUUGUAAAAAUGUUUAUAUAAUUUGUUAAAUAUUCUUAUUCCUAUAUACAUUUGUUGAAUAGAGUUUUACAUACAGUAUCUCCUUUCUUCAAAA